CUCGGCGCUUGUCUAGGAGAAGGCGAGGCAAAGGCUGGGGAGUAGAGCGCCGAGAGCAGGGAAGCUGAUGCAACCCAGAGAAGACCGGCUGUUUCUAAGGGCUUGUUGGCGAGUGAGCAGCUGCUGGCACAAUGGGGCACGAACUGACAGCACAGGAGAAGUACAACCUGAUCACCCGGAAUUUGCAGGAAGUUCUCGGAGAGGAUAAGUUGAAAGACAUCUUGAAAGAGCGCGAGUUGAAGAUCUACUGGGGGACGGCCACGACGGGCAAGCCUCACAUAGCCUACUUCGUGCCCAUGUCCAAAAUAGCAGACUUCCUCAAGGCCGGCUGUGAGGUGACAAUCCUGUUCGCUGACCUCCACGCGUACCUGGACAACAUGAAGGCUCCCUGGGAGCUUCUGGAGCUGCGUACCCAGUAUUAUGAGAGUGUGAUCAAGGCGAUGCUGGAGAGCAUUGGGGUGCCGCUGGAGAAGCUCCGCUUCAUCCGGGGGACCGACUAUCAGCUCAGCAAGGAAUACACGCUGGAUGUUUACCGUCUGUCCUCUGUCGUCACUCAGCAUGACGCCAAGAAAGCCGGUGCGGAAGUGGUUAAGCAGGUGGAGCAUCCGUUGCUCAGUGGCCUCCUCUAUCCAGGACUGCAGGCACUGGAUGAGGAGUACCUGAAAGUGGAUGCACAGUUUGGAGGAGUGGACCAGAGAAAGAUUUUCACUUUUGCAGAAAAGUACCUCCCGUCCCUGGGCUACGCAAAGCGCAUCCAUCUGAUGAACCCGAUGGUGCCAGGAUUGACGGGCAGCAAGAUGAGCUCGUCGGAAGAGGAAUCCAAGAUUGAUCUCCUGGAUCGUAAGGAGGACGUGAAGAAGAAGCUCAAGAAGGCUUUUUGUGAGCCAGGGAAUGUGGAGAACAACGGCGUUCUGUCUUUCAUCAAGCACGUGCUCUUCCCACUCAGAUCAGAGUUUGUGAUCCUUAGAGAUGAGAAGUGGGGAGGGAAUAAAACCUAUACAAGCUACGGGGACCUAGAGAAGGACUUUGCUGUGCAGGUUGUCCAUCCUGGGGACUUGAAAAACUCUGUGGAGGUAGCCUUGAACAAGCUCCUGGAUCCCAUCAGGGAGAAAUUCAGCAGCUCGCAAAUGAAGAAACUCGCUAGUAGUGCAUAUCCUGAACCAUCCAAAGCAAAGUCUGCGAUGAAAGGCCCUACAAAGAACUCCGAUUCCGAAGAAGUGGUGCCAUCACGAGUGGACCUCCGCAUUGGCAAAGUGCUCAGUGUGGAGAAGCAUCCUGAUGCCGAUGCCCUGUACGUGGAGAAGAUUGACGUGGGGGAGCUUGAGCCACGGACAGUGGUCAGUGGCCUGGUGGAGUUUGUGCCCAAGGAGCAGCUGCAGGACAGACUGGUGGUGUUGGUGUGCAACCUGAAGCCUCAGAAAAUGAGGGGGGUGGAGUCCCAGGCCAUGCUGCUCUGCGCUUCCAGCACGGGGGAGCCCUGCGAAAUCGAACCUCUGGACCCGCCGGCAGGCUCCUGCCCUGGGGAGCGCGUGUUUGUGGAAGGCUACGAGAGCGGCCAGCCUGAUGAGGAGCUGAAACCCAAGAAGAAGGUCUUUGAGAAGCUGCAGGUGGAAUUCAGGAUUUCUGAGGAAGGUGUAGCCCAGUGGAAGGGGAAGAGCUUCAUGACCAAGCUGGGGGCCGUCACGUGCAGAACUCUGAAAGGCGGCAGCAUCCGCUAAGCACCCUUGCCUCCCCCUUUCGCCUUCUCCAUGCCAGCUGCUGCCUGCUGAUCAUCCUCCCCACAUCCGCUGCUCUCCCAGGCUGGAGAUCCCAGACCAGCUGCACCUGCCCCACGAAAGAAAUGAACAGACUUGGCUUUGAUGUGGACAAAAGGAGAAAGGGGCAUCUAGAAGCAUGUGGCUACUGCAUGGAGACCCAUUCCCUCAGGUCAAGUCAUGUGUAUUUAUAUGGGGGAGGAAAGAGCCAGUUGCUUCACCAGACUGACUACUGGAGGUAAUGGGAACCCCGCUCAGAUGUGCCAGGAGCAAGGAAACCCGGCUGAAACAUCUGCCCUCCAGAACAUUGGCGGACUUGCAUUCACCUUACAACCGUUGUGACUUUGGUCACGCUUGGAUCCAGGCUGGCAAACUUUGGCAGGAGAAGCUCUUGGUCAGAUCAGCAAUGGUUAGGUUUGUCUGUCAUGAACACUGAAGUCUAAAUCUGUCAUCCAUCUCCACAUAAAAUGGUCUUACUCUGGCUCUUUUAAGUUAGUGGCAAUAAAGGGGCAGUAAAAGCUCACGGUCUGUUA
This is a messenger RNA of Elgaria multicarinata webbii, 2287 nucleotides long. It is a transcript of the gene YARS1, whose product is annotated as tyrosyl-tRNA synthetase 1. Gene Ontology annotation, biological process: tyrosyl-tRNA aminoacylation. NCBI's taxonomy places the organism in Eukaryota, Metazoa, Chordata, Lepidosauria, Squamata, Anguidae. The coding region runs from base 132 to 1718 and encodes 528 amino acids. The transcript has 14 exons. The record is from RefSeq and is a predicted model, not a curated record. Gene Ontology annotation, molecular function: tyrosine-tRNA ligase activity; tRNA binding; ATP binding.